AUGAGGACCCUCGCCCUCCUCGCUGCUCUUCUCCUCUUGGUCUUCCAUGCCCAGGCUCAGCCCCUGGGAGAGAAAGAUGACCAGGUUCCUGCCCAGGACCAGCCUGGGGCCGACAUCCAGGGGAUGACCAUCUCCAUUGAGGGAGAUGAGCAUUCCACUCCAGAUGCUUCAGGCUCUAAGGGAAAAGUUUUCUGUCACUGCAGUCACUCCUGCCAAAGGCCUUAUAAGCCAAGUGGGUCCUGUAACCUUGGUAUCAACAACAGGUUUUGCUGUUAUCAUGGCUGA
Equus quagga is the source of this 285-nucleotide messenger RNA. Its product is annotated as alpha-defensin 1-like. NCBI's taxonomy places the organism in Eukaryota, Metazoa, Chordata, Mammalia, Perissodactyla, Equidae. The record is from RefSeq and is a predicted model, not a curated record. Bases 1 to 285 code for a protein of 94 amino acids. Gene Ontology annotation, cellular component: extracellular matrix. The transcript is spliced from 2 exons. Gene Ontology annotation, biological process: cellular response to lipopolysaccharide; innate immune response in mucosa; defense response to Gram-negative bacterium.